CCGGCCAUGCCUCGCGGCCCGCGGAGUCCGCUUUGGCUCCUGCUCCUUCUGCUGCUGCCGCCCCCGAGCACGUCGGGACACGGCGGCCGCGCGAGGCCGAGGGAGGGGGCCGAGGAGGCGGGCUCGGCCUUCCAGGGCCUGCGGGAGCGGCUGAGGGCGGCCGGCGCCCUCUGCAGACGCUACUGGGCUCUCUUCAGCUGCCGCGUGUGGCCCGAGGGAUGUAGGCAGGAUGAGGAGGCGCCAGCGCAGCCCCUGGGCUGGAGCCUUCCCCUGUUGGGCCAGCAGUACCUGGAUAUCCUGACCACCUGGUACUGCAGCUUCCAGGACUGUUGUGACAGUGGGGACUGCAGGAUCAUCAAUAACUUCACAGGCCUAGAGGCGGACCUGCGCAUGCGCCUGCACGGCCAGCACCUGGCCCGGGAGCUGGUCCUGACAGCAGCCAGGGGCUACUUGGAGCUGCCCCGGCCAGAUAAGGCCCUGGCUCUGUCGUUCCACGGCUGGUCUGGCACAGGCAAGAACUUCGUGGCGCGGAUGCUGGCGGAGAACCUGUACCGGGACGGGCUGAGGAGCGACUGUGUCAAGGUGUUCAUCGCCACGUUGCACUUCCCUCACCACAAGUAUGUGGACCUGUACCAGGAGCAGCUGGCAGCCCAGAUCAGGAAGACGCAGGAACACUGCCACCAAACCCUGUUCAUUUUAGAUGAGGCUGAGAAGCUGCACCCAGGACUGCUGGAGGCCCUCAGGCCACACCUGGGACGCCAGGCCCCGGAGAACCUGAGGGCCAAGUCCCCGAGAACCAUCUUCCUUUUUCUCAGAAGGCUCUGGGAAUGGAGUCACGGGGCAGGACAGGCACAGCGGAACUCUGGAGAUCAGAGCUACUGGCCUCUUCCGUUGAAGCUGUCAAGUGAAGAGGACCCACGAUUCCAGUUGCCCAGUGAAAUCACAACCCCUGGCGAGGUCAUAGGCAAGUGCACAACACUCAAACGUGUGUAAAUCCAAGCUGGCACCUCCACCCUUCUCCUAUAUUCCACUUUCGUUGAGGGGGCUGCAGGCCACUCAAGGCAGACACUUGUUUUCUUUGUUGACCACCUUUCUCUCGCUUCUCACAUCCAUCAGUUACAGGGUCCUGUCAAUUGUGCCUCCUACACUAAUUCUAAACCCUUCUCCAUUGCCUACAUCACCUCUAAACAUGGACUGCUGCAAAAAGCUCCCUGACUAGCUUUCUCUUCAAUCCAACCACUGUGGCCCAAGAAUGAUUUUCUUAGGAAGUAAAGUCGAUCAGACUGACUACCCUACUACCCUAUACUCUCAAGUUCAAAACCUUCAACAGCUCUCCAUGGCCCAUAAGCUAAAAUCCACGUGCAUGGCUCACAAAGACCUGAUGCCAGGCUCAGCCUACCUUUCAUGCCUAUGCUCCUCCAGCCUCUCUAAGCUAAUUGCAGCCCCUGAACCCCACAAGCCCUCUGAUCGUCCAUGCCUGGACAUGUGCCCUUCCCUGCCUUGUGUCUGAUGAUCACUACUCAGUCUACAUUUGCCCAGAAUUCUCAUCUUCCCUCUGAAGUCUUCUCCCUGGGCCCUAAUUGCUCCUACAUUGGCCCUUGCCACACUGUCCUGGAAUCACACACACAUGAUGUGCCUCUCCUUCCACACAGAGGUCAAGGGAAAGGACUACAUCAUACCAUCUUUGUGCACU
Molecule: messenger RNA, 1693 nt
Organism: Kogia breviceps (pygmy sperm whale)
Lineage: Eukaryota; Metazoa; Chordata; Mammalia; Artiodactyla; Physeteridae
Source: RefSeq, a predicted model, not a curated record